AUGUCCGGCUCUGAGGCACUCACUCACUCACCGGAUCGGUUUAUCUUCUUACCAUUCCGCCUCGGCGAGAAGGACAUCCCGGACUGGUCGCUUUGCUCGCGCUACAUCGCCACGAACCAUGCGAGCAACAAUACAACCACCGUCGAUGACGCCAUCAAGUCUAUGGCGGCGUACCACAACACCAUUGUGAAGGCAUGCACCCUUUCUGACUCGAAGCAGACGCCGAACGAAAGUUUUAUUAAUCACACGCUGCUGCGCUACUGCCGCCUGGUGGCGCAAGCGCAGGCCCAUCUGCCACUACACAGCGGACACGUGAGCAAAAACCUAAAAUUUGUCUGGUAUGACAGCUUCGAUGACGGAACCAAGUAUGAGAGUACGAAUUCAAACUCGGAGCUGGUGAGCUGCGUGUACAACCUAGCCGCCUCGUACGCGUACGUGGCGGUGACGCAGGCCCACACAGGGUCUAUGGAGGAAGUGAAGAGUGCGUACAAGCACUUUCAGAACGCGGCCGGUUACUACGAGAUGGUCACCUCGAUGUUGGACCGCCUGCCGCCAGACCAGCUGACCAAGGGUGACAUGAAGCGAGACUCGCUGGCAAUGCUCACUCGGCUGUGUCUCGCUCAGGCUCACCACUGCGGGUACCUCAAGGCGGAGGAGACGAUGAAGGGAAAGCACGAUGUACUGUCCAAGAUUACGGUGGAGGCGGCGAAGCAAUACGAGGACGUUCUCUCAUCCUUCAAGAACUCGGUAUGGCUGAAGAAGAGGGCGGCUAACGCAAAGGACGUCGAGGCCCACCUCGGAGCCAACGUCUGCAUCUUCAAGGCGCGCGCACACCUUCACCUCGGCAUCAAGAGCGAGGAAGAGGGCGAGAUGGGUGAGGCCAUCGCGCACUACCGAAAGGCAAAGGAGCACCUAAUGAAGCUGCCUCGCAUGACGACGCAAUCGCUGACGGUGUGGGUCAACAGCAUUGUCACCAGCGCCAACACAGUCGAGGAGAAGGCCGAGAAGGCAAAUGCGUCUGUCUACUUUGCCCGCAUCCCGAAAGAUGUUCCGCAGCCAGAGGGGCUGCCGCGCUCGCUCGGCACCGCGACGGUGCACCCAGGCUUUGUGCGGUUUGUGUCAACACGCGAAGAGGACCCCUUUUUCGGAAUCAUUUCCGCGCACAUCGCGAAGACAGUGAGCGCCUGGCGCGAGAAGCAGCGCAACCUCGUUCAUGUCUGCACCACCGCCGCCGCCAACACGCGCAAGAGCACACAGACAAAGCUACAGACACUGGGGGUAGUGGCGGCCAUACAGGCCAUGUCCGGCGAGUUCCAGGGCCGCAACCGCGUGCCGGAGCCGCUGCGCUCAAACAUUCUGAAGCUGCGCGAGGAGAACAAGACCCCGAGCGGUGCAACUUGCAGCGUGACCGACAUUCUCAUGAGCAGCGUGAGUGCGUGCAGUGAACUGUACCAGGCCGCCGAGAACAAGCUGAAGGAAGUGAGCGCGGAGCUGGAAAAGGACAGGGAGACAGAUGGGCACUAUGUGGAAGCUUACGGAGAGAAGAUGUGGCGUGCCGUGCACCCCGUCUCCAACCAGACCCCGGACUACUGCACCAUCUCGGCGGCCAUCAGUGAGCACGAGAAGGGUCUGCAGCGGUGGCUCGUGAAGCCGUUCAACGAGGCGAAGAUGAUGAUGGAGGAACACAUAAGGAACAUCGCCCGUCUGGAUUGGCCGAUUGCAGAUUUGGACGCGCUGAUGCCGUUUGUGGAAACCAAGGAGGCACGCCAGCAGUCAGGCAGGGUCAUGGCGCUAGUGGAGAAGCUGAAGGAGUUAGUGGAGACGAGGGCACGCAUCGAGAAUGAGCAAGCAGAGGAAGAGAAGGUCCUGCAAGACAAGCUAGAGUCCGACGACUUGGUCUUCAGCAUUUCCUCUGUCGAGUCAACGCAGCGUGACGCGAUACUGACGAAGGCUUCCAAGGACAUCUCGGACGCGAUCGAGAAGGUGAACGAGAAGGUGCGGCAGGAGCGGGAACUCGUGCCCCAGGCCGAGGAGCUGAUGGAGCAGAUUGGCACUUUGCAGAGUACUGACCCUCUUGCUGUGGAAAUACAGAAGGUAUCUAACGGGCUCGAAAACGCCUGCUCCAUCUAUCAAGACCUCAAGAAGGACUUUGCUUGCGUUGUGCAGUACGGCACCAAGGCCAUAGACGAGAUUGAGGCCACUCUCAGAGAAGCCAAGUCCUACACAACGAGUCGCGAGCUUCAGGCACGGGAGGUGCAGAGUCGUCUGGAUGCGCAGAUUGCGGCGAAGAUGAGCCAGAUGCAGGACGUGGAGAGCCAAAUCGCCGAAUCACGGCGGCGUCAAGAAAUGCUGCAGCAGCAGAUUGCCUCGCUGCAACAACAGACGCAGCAGCAGCCCGCAUACCAGUACCCACCGCCGUCCCUUCAGCAGCUACCACAGCAGCAGUACCCGCCGCCACAGCAGCAGCAGUACCCGCAGCACAGUCAACCAAAUACCCCCGGCGCCGUCCGUGCCAUAUCAGUACCCUCCCCUGUCUAUUCAGCAGGAGUCGCCUGCUCCGCCGUCGUACGAUCAACUCAGCAGUACAGCUCCAAUGCCGUCGGUGCAGCCACCACCCCCACAGCAGAUGAGUGCGUACCCGUAUCCAGUGCCACCGCUGCAGCAGCCUGUAAACUCUGCCUACCCCUCCUACAAACCGCCAUACUCACUGUAGACAACGUACGCACAUGGAUCCCCUCAACCUUGCCUCAAGUGUGCAUGCGUGAACACGCUCUGUCCACAUGGCCCUUCGUACCUGAUUCGCCUUGCGCAUCGACAUCUAUUUUGCCAUUGUACUUUAUGUUCGUGUUGCACGCAGCCCUGAUGACGGCUGGCCACCCCAACGCGUGUGGUAUCCGGCCCAGUGCCCACUCUGUGGGGAAGACAGACACGCAGUCUACAGCCUGCCCUCGGGUAUGCGGCCACGUGGGCACUUGGUGUCGAUGGACACGUCUGGCCUGGCGCUGUGCGGACGAGACGUGUGGUCAGGGUAGCAUUCGUACCAGCUCACCACGCCUCGCGUCGACGGCAUAA
Messenger RNA from Leishmania braziliensis MHOM/BR/75/M2904, 3072 nucleotides. RefSeq lists its product as hypothetical. The coding region runs from base 1 to 3072 and encodes 1023 amino acids. The record is from RefSeq and is a predicted model, not a curated record. Gene Ontology annotation, cellular component: endosome. Gene Ontology annotation, biological process: protein transport to vacuole involved in ubiquitin-dependent protein catabolic process via the multivesicular body sorting pathway. The transcript has a single exon. Lineage: Eukaryota; Euglenozoa; Kinetoplastea; Trypanosomatida; Trypanosomatidae. Gene Ontology annotation, molecular function: protein binding.